Prorocentrum cordatum is the source of this 167-nucleotide messenger RNA. NCBI's taxonomy places the organism in Eukaryota, Dinophyceae, Prorocentrales, Prorocentraceae. The record is from the annotation of a GenBank genome assembly.
CGGCAGCAGAGAGCCCAGGACAGGCUCCUGCUCCGCCUGCGGGCAGCGGCCGAGCGCCUGGCCGCCCACCACUCCGCCCAGCCAGCGAUGGCUCGUGAUGGUAAGGGCAGAGGUGGCACGGCGCUGGCUGGCGAGAACAGCACUGGCACGCCGAGCCAUCUGCUGAG